This is a messenger RNA of Alosa sapidissima (American shad), 7072 nucleotides long. RefSeq names its product ATPase copper transporting alpha (gene atp7a). Gene Ontology annotation, molecular function: ATP hydrolysis activity; ATPase-coupled monoatomic cation transmembrane transporter activity; ATP binding. NCBI's taxonomy places the organism in Eukaryota, Metazoa, Chordata, Actinopteri, Clupeiformes, Clupeidae. The record is from RefSeq and is a predicted model, not a curated record. Gene Ontology annotation, biological process: monoatomic cation transport. The transcript is spliced from 23 exons. Gene Ontology annotation, cellular component: membrane. The coding region runs from base 407 to 5008 and encodes 1533 amino acids.
GCUCGCUCGAUGACUUUCUUGAACACGCGACUGAAUGGAGAGUAGUGGGCUGGAGGAGGAGAGGGCGAAAGUGCUAAUGUUACUUGCUAUUUGUUGAUCAUCUGGAAACCGUUUUAUCAGACAAAACAAGUAGAUUGGACGUUUUCUUUACAGUUAUCAGCUUGCCCAUUCCUCUGAUGGGAUUAAUUUGCCAGUAUGGGAUUUGUUAUGAAACAUGCUGCGGAAGCUUUAGUGUGUAAAUGGUGAGGUAGUCAGAUUAAGUUAGCUAGCUUGCUAACUUGCUAGCUAAGUAACUUGCGGCGACGUUUAAUGUCAGCUCUGGUAAAUGCUAGCUAGCCAGCCAGCCAUCAAAAUCGUCCGUUCGUGUGUUUUGUAAUAAUCUGACUUCACGCGUUGACAAGGCACAAUGAAGACAGAUGUGAAAAGCGUGACCCUGGGGGUAGAGGGCAUGACGUGUGGGUCCUGUGUCCAGUCCAUUGAGCAGCAAAUCGGGGGCCUUCCUGGAGUAAUCCACAUUCGGGUAUCACUAGAACUAAAGAAUGCCACAGUAGUUUUUGACCAUGCAUCUCAGAGCCCCGAGUCCCUAGCAGAAGCUAUCGACGACAUGGGUUUCGAGUGCAUUCUAGCGGCUGAUGCCGAAGUAACGCCUGUUGCCACGGAGACACAAAUGUUCCCAAUCACGGGCGUCCCUGCGGACUCGCUUCAGGAGGCGCUGGCGGCGCUGUCCCAGCUCCAGGGUGUGCUGUGCGCCGUGGAGGCCGGCGAAGAUCUGGGGAUCUCGGUCACGUACGUGUCCUCCCUCACGGGCACGGAGCAGCUCGGAGGGGUGUUGAGUAAGCUGGCAUCGCCAGCGAUGGCCACCGCACCCAGUCCAGACUCCGCAACGUCCCCCCUGUCCCCCCUCAGCCCCCCUCCGGACAGUCCGGCGGCACGCUCCUCCGGAGCGGAGCUGGUGAGGAUGCGUGUGGAGGGGAUGGUGUGUCUCUCCUGCACCACCACCAUCGAAGGGAAGAUCGGCAAACUCAAUGGCGUCGAGAAGAUCAAAGUGUCUUUGGAGUCCCAAGAGGCCACAAUACUGUACCUGCCAUACCUUAUCACAGUGGAUGAGAUCAUCAGCCAGAUAGCCGUAGCUGGCUUCAAGGCCUUUGUCAAGUCAAAGCCUCGGCCAUUGCAGCUGUCUGCUACUGAAAUGGAGCGCUUGGUGAGUGCCACCGUGCCUGAGGGGGGCGCUGUGGCCCAGCCUGCAAAGGUCACCAGCCUGCUGAGGGUCACGGGCAUGCACUGCCAGUCCUGUGUGACCAACAUCCAGGACAACAUCGGCAAGCUGCUUGGCGUCACCUCAGUGGUGGUUUCCCUGGAGACGGAACAGGCCACCAUCCAGCAUGACCCCAGAGCGGUUACUGUGGCAACGCUACAGCGGGCCAUCGAGGCCCUUCCGCCCGGCAAGUUCCGAACUCAAACGGUCAACGGAGACCCGAGGCCGACCCCCACCGGCUCAGCGUCCGCCUCCCCUCUGCCCCCUGCCCCACUGUGCCCACCGGACGCCAGCCUCCGCCAGCCCCAGCACCCGCUCUCUUCCCCAGACGCCAGCUUCCUCCAGCCCCUGGUGUCCGUGGCGGAGAUCCACAUCGAGGGCAUGACCUGCAACUCCUGCGUUCAGAGCAUCGAGGGCAUGAUCUCACAGAAGAAAGGGGUGAGGUCGGCCAAGGUGUCGCUGGCCGAACACCAGGGCACCUUUGAGUAUGACCCGCUGGUGACCUCGCCGGAGGAGAUAAGGGAAGCCAUAGAGGACAUGGGCUUUGAUGCCUUCUUGCCAGAGACCAAUUCCCUGGUGCCCAGGCCCGCCAGCUCCAGCAGCCCUCCGUCCCUGCGCAGCCAGGCCCUGUCUCCAUCCUCCGGCAGCGGGAAAGACAGGGACACGGAGGAGGACUCGGAACUAGGGCCGGCCAACGGAACCGCCCAGACAUACUCCAAAUGCUUCAUCCAGGUCGGGGGAAUGACCUGUGCGUCCUGCGUGGCCAACAUCGAAAGGAACCUCAAAAAUGAGCACGGAGUGCAUUCCGUGCUGGUGGCUCUGAUGGCCAGCAAAGCAGAGGUUCGCUUCAACCCCAGCAUCAUAGACCCGCUGAAGAUAGCCGAGUGCAUCAGGGAGCUGGGCUUCACCGCCUCGGUGAUGGAGAACUACGACGGCUCGGAUGGCUCGCUGGAGCUGGUGGUGCGAGGCAUGACGUGUGCCUCCUGUGUGCACAAGAUUGAGUCCAACCUCAUGAAACAGAAGGGCGUCGUUUACGCCUCCGUUGCCCUGGCAACCAACAAAGCCCACAUCAAGUAUGACCCGGAGGUAACAGGACCCCGUGAUGUCAUCAGGCUGAUUGAGAAUUUGGGCUUUGAAGCAUCACUAGUGAAGAGGGAUCGCUCGGCUAAUCACCUGGAUCACAGUCGGGAGAUACAGCAGUGGAGGAGGUCGUUCCUGGUGAGCCUGGUGUUCUGCGUGCCCGUUAUGGGCAUGAUGAUCUACAUGAUUGUGGCGGACCAACAGAUCAGCUCGGCGCACCACCACAACGCCACGCCCGAAGAGCGGCAACACGCGCACCAGAACAUGUACCUGGAGCAUCAACUGAUGCCUGGCCUGUCCAUCAUGAACCUGCUCUCCUUCCUCUUCUGUGUGCCCGUGCAGUUCAUCGGUGGCCGCUACUUCUACAUCCAGGCCUACAAAGCCCUAAAGCAUAGGACAGCCAACAUGGAUGUUCUCAUCGUCCUGGCAACCUCCAUAGCCUUCACCUACUCUCUGGUCAUCCUGCUGGUUGCCAUGGGAGAGAGGGCACCAGUCAACCCCAUCACUUUCUUCGACACGCCCCCUAUGCUGUUUGUCUUUAUUUCUCUCGGCAGGUGGUUAGAACAGAUUGCCAAGAGUAAGACCUCGGAGGCCCUGUCCAAGCUGAUGUCGCUGCAGGCCACAGAGGCUACUGUAGUGAGUCUGAAUGCCGACAUGUCAGUGAUCAGUGAGGAGCAGGUGGACGUGGAGCUGGUCCAGAGAGGGGACGUGGUGAAGGUGGUGCCUGGGGGGAAGUUCCCGGUGGAUGGGCGUGUCAUCGAAGGCCACUCCAUGGCUGAUGAAUCACUCAUCACAGGGGAGGCCAUGCCUGUGACUAAAAAACCUGGCAGCACGGUGAUCGCCGGCUCCAUCAACCAGAACGGCUGUCUGCUGGUCCAAGCCACCCACGUGGGCUCGGACACCACGCUCUCCCAGAUAGUCAAGCUGGUGGAGGAGGCGCAGACUUCCAAGGCUCCCAUUCAGCAGUUUGCCGAUAAGAUCAGCGGCUAUUUUGUCCCUUUCAUAGUGGGCGUCUCUCUCCUCACCCUGAUCGCCUGGAUCCUGAUUGGGUUUGUGAACUUCCCUCUGGUGGAGAAGUACUUCCCUGGCUACAACAAGAGCAUCUCCAAGGCAGAAGUGGUGGUGCGCUUCGCCUUCCAGGCCUCCAUCACGGUGCUGUGCAUCGCGUGCCCCUGCUCUCUGGGGUUGGCAACCCCGACUGCAGUCAUGGUGGGCACAGGGGUGGGCGCGCAGAACGGCAUCCUCAUCAAGGGCGGCGAGCCGCUGGAGAUGGCACACAGGAUCCAGUCAGUGGUGUUUGAUAAGACGGGCACCAUCACCUACGGUGCACCCAAGGUGGUCCAGGUGCGUAUGGUUGUGGAGGGGAACCGGGUGCCACGCUCCCGCCUGCUGGCCAUCGUGGGAACUGCGGAGAACCACAGCGAGCAUCCACUGGGCGCAGCCAUCACGCGCUACUGCAAACAGGAGCUGGGCACAGAGUCGCUGGGCACCUGCACGGACUUCCAGUCGGUGCCGGGCUGCGGCAUCCGCUGCCAGGUGAGCAACACGGAGGGCCUGCUGCGGCGCGAGGACAGCGAUGGCGACAGCGAAGAGAACCAGCGCAACGCCGUGCUGGUGCAGAUCAGCGACACGCGCGGCCGAGGGGUGGACAGCUCACACCCUCUCAUCAUGGACCCGCAGCCACUCACACUGGUGCAGUCGGCCUCCUACUCGGUUCUGCUGGGGAACCGGGAGUGGAUGCGUCGGAACGCGCUACAGCUGCGGUCAGACGUAGAUGAAGCCAUGACGGAACAUGAGAGGCGCGGAUGCACUGUUGUGCUGGUUGCUGUCGAUGGCGUUCUCUGCGCCAUGGUGGCCAUCGCCGACACGGUGAAGCCGGAGGCGGAGCUGGCAGUGCACACGCUGACCAGCAUGGGGUUGGAGGUGGUGCUGAUGACCGGAGACAACAGCAGGACGGCGCGUGCCAUCGCUGCACAGGUGGGCAUCAGGAAGGUGUUUGCGGAGGUGCUGCCCUCCCACAAGGUGGCUAAGGUGGAGCAGCUGCAACAGGCGGGCAAGCGAGUGGCCAUGGUAGGCGACGGCGUCAACGACUCCCCGGCCCUGGCCAUGGCAGACGUGGGCAUCGCCAUAGGAACGGGCACUGACGUGGCCAUAGAGGCGGCAGACGUGGUGCUCAUUAGGAAUGACCUCCUUGAUGUAGUGGCGAGCAUAGAUCUGUCGAAGAAGACGGUGAAGAGGAUCCGUAUCAACUUUGUCUUUGCCCUCAUAUACAAUCUGGUUGGAAUUCCCAUUGCUGCUGGCGUGUUCAUGCCCAUCGGGCUGGUCCUGCAGCCCUGGAUGGGCUCGGCUGCCAUGGCUGCCUCCUCCGUCUCCGUGGUGCUCUCCUCCCUCCUGCUCAAAUGUUACACUAAGCCGAGUGCCGAGAAGCUGGAGCAGCAGGUGGGCGGCCAGCGGCGGUCAGGCAGCCUGUCGGACGUGAGCGUGCACAUCGGCAUGGGGGAGCUGCGCAGGCCCUCGCCCAAGCUCAGCCUCCUGGACCGCAUCGUCAACUACAGCCGCGCCUCCAUCAACUCGCUGCGCUCCGACAAGCACUCGCUCAACAGCAUGGCACUGGCCGAGCCCGACAAGCACUCCCUGCUGGUGGGAGACAUGAACUGCGAGGAGAUGGUGUGAGGAGCCGGAGGAAGAGUGAGGGAGUGUGUGUAAAGACUUGGCAAAGAGAGGUGGGGAAGGCAAGGAGAUAAAUGUACAACCCUGAGUCCUGUAAAGUAGCAUGAGGGUUGGAACUUGAGCUCUGGAAUUCACCUCUCUCUCUCCCUCCCUCUCUCUCUCUCUCUUUUGAGCCACUGCAGUGCCUAAGCUGGGGGUGUUUGUUAACACGCAUAGCUUAUUGAAAUUGUGUUUCUCUCUCUGUUUGUUUGUUUGCCUCGCACUAUCACUGCAGACACACUAGUGUGUGUCCCAACUUCAGGCAGGAUUUUGAAAGUGUCGCUCCAAUGAGUGUCUGUUUUCCAAGUACAGUUAUAUACCAGAAAAUACAAGACAAUGGGAGACUGAGAAAAGAUACUUGAAAAUAAGAUAUGACAAAUCAGAGUUGCAAACUAUCUUUUCUUUGCAGAGGAGCAUACCAGAUCUGAAUGAUCUGUCCAAAGACCAAUUUAAACAAUGUCUUUGCAGGAAUUAAAGAAAAAAAAUGUGGUCAGAGGAUUUUAUUAGUUUCCCCUAAAAAGGAAAUGUGACUUACAUUUAUAAUAUUGUGUAUUAUGAUUUUAAUACAAAGAAUAUUUAUACAGCCUAAUUUUAAAUGUUACUAUGUCACAAUCUUUAUAUAUUUUUUUCAUGUGACACUAAGGAAUGUAGAAAUGCACCAUCAUUAUUUAUCUUUUUUCCAAAUGAAUUCUGACCGCUCUGCGGUGCUGCAAAAGAAGCCUUACUUUAGAAAUGUCAAAAGUUCCAUGCAGAAUUCCUGUGUCGUCACAAUGGCUUCAGUACCAGUCACAGACUCCCCUGGUUCAGUUGGGGAAAGAAAAGAAAAAACACAUUCCAAAGAUUCCAAAGCAGUUUGGCCUCCAGGCUCUAAAAACCGAACCUCAUUCUUGGAGACUGGUCGAGAUAGACACGUUAGAGAUUCCAGGUCCAUAGUUGACCCAGUCUCACUCCAGACCUGACCAGACAGAUUAUCCGAAAGAGCGAGAGUAUCUGUCCAAGAACAGAUUAUAUCCUGUACUGUAUACACAGUGUUUGUCAUGUAGCUUUCAUGUCUGUGCCACCUGGUGUGAAGUUCAAUAAGUGAAUGUGAACAUGUUUUGCUGUGAAUCAAAGAACAACAUUGAAAAGGUGAUAAUGGAUGUGUUUUUUUUUCUCAGCUUAGUGCUUGUAAACGAUACGUCCUAAAAUCUCAAGUGCUUAAGAAUUACCGAUGCUGUUUGCUGCCUGAAAGUUUACGUGACUUUCUCUCUGAAGUCUUUGUGUCUCAAUGUUGUCUAGGCAUCUCUAUAUUUGUUUUCUUGAUUUUGCCAAAAUUUAAAAGUUGAUUACCACUAAAGUGACAUUUAUUAGGUACAUACCCAGUAAUAUUCCCAUCAAAUCAUGGCAUAAUCAAAAACACCAACCUAAUCUGAAUUUGUACAACCAAACUUGUUACUGGACACACACACACACACACACACAAACACACAAACACAAACACUCACACUCACUCGUGCCACUAGCGUAAUCAAUUUCCCUGGCCCUGGUAAGGAGCUUAGCACUUUCCUCAGGGGUAAAGAGGCCUUAAAACAUUGUGCACAUUUCACUACACUGCACUUCGCAGUCUUCUGCCUAUCUGUCUGACGCUCAGAUAUACUCUAAGGAAUCCACACAUUUUGUGCUGCUUGUCACAAACACCACAGAGAUGAUGAAGGAACACUUUAAAUUAAAGAUGUAUAAUCGUUGCAUUUAUUUUGUAUUACUCCAGUCCACUUCCAUGUAGUGUUAAGUGUGCAAAGAAGCUUUGGGUCAGUUCAGAACACCUUUUUUUUGUGCUGCACUUUGUAUUAUGUACUUCACAUGAUGUGGUAUUUAUUGCUAGUCUUGCCGUGUUGAUUGAGGAAAGUGUAGUUGGAGAGUAUUUGGACAGGUUCUACACAGUGUUUAGUUGUCUCAGUUAAACAGUGCAUACUCUGCAGUCCUUUAGUUACUUCUGUUGUAAAUAUGUACAUUAUGCCUUUGGAAUAAAUAAACUUCCUUUGGCAUUGA